AUGGCACCAGCUGUGGCCCAGCUUCUCUUCCUCCAGCUUGUUCUAGGGCCCACUCUGGUCAUGGCUGUCCAGCUGGAGAUUGCUGUCCAGAACUUCCGCACCUUAAACAUGGACUAUCCCAAGGUGAAAUUCCCGGAUGAUUUCAAGGGCUACUGUAAUGGUUUUAUGUCCUACGUGCGGGGCAGAAAGGAACAAUGGUAUUGCCCUAAGACACAUUACGUGUUGCACACCCCCUGGAAAACCAUCUGGAAGUCCUGCAAGAAUAGUGAGAGCUUCUGUGAGAACUACAAUGAAUACUGCACACUCACCACGAAGCCCUUCCCCAUCACAAUCUGCAGAGUGAACAAGAGACAGCCACCCACCAGCUGCCGCUACUCAAGCACUGAAACCAACCGAAAGCUCUACCUGCUCUGCUCCAGCAAGUAUGAAGGCCAACCGAUAGGUAUCCUUGGCCUCUACAAGAGAACUUAA
Marmota flaviventris (yellow-bellied marmot) is the source of this 471-nucleotide messenger RNA. NCBI's taxonomy places the organism in Eukaryota, Metazoa, Chordata, Mammalia, Rodentia, Sciuridae. The record is from RefSeq and is a predicted model, not a curated record.